AUGGAAGGGUUCGCCUUUCUCUUUCGGAUACCAAAUGCAGCGACAAGAACCAGGGUUAUAAAUCAGAGACUAUGGCAGAUUGAAGGUCAGACCAUGUUCGUUGACAAAUGGGAGCCUGGAGUGGUGCCUGCGAAGCCAGAGCUAACUUCAGCACAUAUCUGGCUGGAGCUGAGGAAAUUUCCUUUUCAGUUCUUCAACGAGGACGGAUUGGAACGCAUAGCUGGCCUUGUGGGUGACCCGAAAUACCUUCAUCCUAUGACGAAAAACAAAACGAACCUGGAGGUUGCUAAAGUGUGGACUAUCAUAGACCCCCGGGUCCCAUUACCUGAAGCAGUAAACGUUCAGUUUGAAUCCGGUGAAAUUAGCAGGGUCUUGGUCUCUAGUCCUUGGAUGCUGCCGGUUUGCGCUCUGUGCAAAGAGAUUGGGCACGUUGCUAAGAGAUGUCCAUCUGUGAAGAAAUUUCAUGUGCUUUGCGCUAAAUGUAACUCGAAGAAUCACAACCUUAAAAACUUGCUCGCUGAUCCGCAAUCAACGCGUCUAAGAAGUUCUUCACGCGCCUCAAAAUCCUCUAACUCAGACAUUCAGCCUGACUCUUCGGAUGUUGACACCUUAGAUUCAGAGCUAGAGGAAGAAGACAACUACGGCUUCUCGCCACUGGGAAAAAUCUGGAUGGUAUGGCAUCCGUCUAUUUUGGCUACUGUUCUAUCUAAAUCCCUCCAGAUGAUUUUUGCUGAAGUCACCUGGCCUUCUGAUGCUCAGACUAAGGUCUUCAUCUCUGUUAUCUAUGCCUCAAAUGACCCUGUCUUGCGCUCCUCGUUGUGGAAUGAGAUCACCGCUACUGAAGCUGGCCACGGCUUUGAUAGAAAACCUUGGUUGAUCGUCGGUGAUUUUAAUCAAAUCAGAGACCCAUCUGAGCACUCCUUGCCGCCUACCCUAAACAUGGACAAAAGAAUUAGGGAACUGAACCAAUGCCUUCUCGAUGCAAACUUAGAAGACCUGAACUACAGAGGCACUACUUUCACCUGGUGGAACAAACGAAAGUUAGACCCGCUGGCAAAGAAACUAGACAGAUGUCUGGUUAAUGAUGACUGGUACAAUGCCUUCCCAUCUUCGGUGGCUCUCUUUGGAUCAGCCAGGUUCAGGGUAUCCAGAAAGCUCAAACUACUCAAGAACAUCAUCAGAGAGUUUAGCAAGCAUAAUUACUCGGGCAUAGAGAAAAAAACGGCUCAGGCACACGAAAAAUUGAUACAAGCCCAAGCUGUGAUGCUUCUGGCUCCAUCUACCCCUAACGCUGUUUCUGAGUUAAAAGCCUUAGAGGAAUGGGAGGAACUUUCGGUUGCAGAAGCUUCUUUCUUCUUCAAGAGAUCCAGGAUAAACUGGCUCUCUUUUGGAGACGGAAACUCAACUCUGUUCCAUCGAUAUGCUUCGACGAGACAGGCCAUGAACCAUAUCCAUUUCCUCUUAUCAGAGACAGGGGAUAGGGUUGAAUCGCAAGCAGUAGUUCAAAAACUAUGUGUCGAUUACUUCUCUGAUCUUCUUGGCGCCCCUGUUUCUCCCCAAAUGUUUGAGCAGAGCGACUUAAACAUCCUCUUUGAUUUCAAAUGCUCACCAGAACAAAUCUCAGGGUUCCAAAAGGAGUUCACCGCAGCAGAUGUUAGGGAAGCAUUCUUCUCACUCCCAAAAAAUAAAACGGGAGGGCCAGAUGGUUACUCGGCCGAGUUCUUCACUUCAACGUGGCCUAUCAUUGGCCCGGAGAUUACUGAAGCUGUGUUAGAAUUCUUUCAAUCAGGAAGGCUCCUGAAACAAUGGAACACGGCAAAUCUGGUUCUCAUAUCGAAGAAGACGAAUGCAUCUCUACCAUCUAAUUUCCGGUCAAUCUCUUGUCUGAACACGGUCUACAAAGUUAUAUCCAAGCUGCUGGCUUCUAGGCUGAAAGAGAUUCUUCCUUUGAUGAUCUCAAAAUCACAAUUGGCUUUCCUACCGGGACGCCUGCUUGCGGAGAACGUCCUCCUAGCAACGUACCUUGUCAAUGUCUACAACUCACAAACCGUAUCCCCGAGAGGUAUGCUUAAGGUUGAUUUAAGGAAAGCAUUUGAUAGCGUUCGCUGGGACUUCAUACUAGCCUCUCUGUGUGCGCUGGCCGUGUCGGAGACCUACAUCAAGUUUAUUGCGGAAUGCUUGUCCACCGCCUCCUUCUCAGUCUUGGUAAAUGGUGUUGCUAGUGGUUUCUUCACGAGUUCCAAAGGAAUCCGGAAGGGGGAUCCUCUCUCUCCGUACCUAUUUGUUCUCGCCAUGGAAUGCUUGUCCCGUUUGCUCCAAUCCAGAUAUGAGGCAGGUCACAUCGGUUAUCAUCCUAGAACUGAGGAGCUUAAGAUCUCGCACUUCAUGUUUGCCGAUGAUGUUAUGAUCUUCUUUGACGGAACUAGUAACAGCCUCCAUGGCAUCUCAGAGUGCCUAGACGACUUCGCUUCGCGGUCAGGUCUUCACAUGAACACCACUAAAACUGAGCUGUUUACCUCGGCUAUUGACCAAACUGAAACCGCUGCCAUCACUUGCUACGGUUUCCCCUCUGGUCAACUCCCGAUUCGAUAUCUUGGCCUGCCUCUCAUGUGUAGGAAGUUGAAAAUAUCAGAGUACGCCCCGCUAAUGACUAAGCUUACUGCUAGCUUCCAGUCAUGGUCUGUCAAGCUACUAUCCUUUGCGGGCAGACUACAACUCCUCAAGAUGGUCAUCUUUGGCACGGUAAAUUUCUGGAUGUCCGCUUUCAUCCUGCCCAAAGGUUGUAUUAAACUCAUUGAAUCGCUCUGCUCCAAGUUUUUAUGGGCUGGGAGCGUUGACAAGAGGGCCAUUGCAAAGAUAUCUUGGACUACAGUUUGCCUCCCCAAAGAGGAAGGUGGUCUUGGGCUUAGGAGUUUUAUAACCUGGAAUCAUGUGCUUUGUCUAAAGUUUAUUUGGAUUUUAUUAUCCAAAUCACCUUCUUUAUGGGCUGAUUGGCACUGGAACAUCCAUCUUAACGAGCAUUCCUUCUGGACGAUCACGGCGUCAGCCUCGGACUCUUGGAUGUGGAAGAAGCUACUUGACUUACGACCGAUUGCGCUCCGUUUCAUCAGAACGAGACUUGGAAAUGGCCGGGAAGCAAGCUUCUGGUACGACGACUGGACUCCCUUGGGCCAGCUCAUCACUCACAUUGGUCCCGCGGGACCUAGAUGCUUGCGAGUCCGAAAGGAAGCGGUCGUUGCUGACGCAAUCAGAGACUCGACCUGGGCCCUUCCUCACCCCAGAUCACAACAGGAAGUCGAUUUGCAUAUCCAUCUCACUUCCAUAAUUUUGCCAUUAAAUGUUGAUGCUGUUGAUGAAUAUGAAUGGGUUGCUAGUGAUAUUUCUCUCCACACUUUCAGGUCUUCAGCAACCUGGGAAACGCUAAGGCCUAGAGAGGAAGUUAAAGAUUGGAUGAAUGUGGUAUGGUUUAAAGGGGCCAUCCCCAAGCUCAGCUUCACAAUGUGGAUAGCGAAUUAUGAUCGACUUCCUACUAGGUCCAGGCUUGCGGCUUGGGGAAUGCAAAUAUCACCCGCGUGUCCGUUCUGCUCCUGUCACGAUGAAACCAGGGACCACCUUCUCUUAGCUUGCCGAUACAGUCAGGAUGUCUGGAGGGAAGUGUUCCACCGUUGUCUAUCUCCUACAGCAACGAUCACCAACUGGUCAGAAUUGCUGUCUUGGAUCAGAAGUGCCUCUUCCUGCAGCCUCAACCUCCUCAUGAAGCUAGCAACUCAAUCAGUCAUAUACCACCUUUGGAAGCAGAGAAACAACCUUGUGCACAACCAGGAAUCCAUCACGGCCACAACUGUUUUCCCAGGCAUUGACAAAGAGAUAAAGAACAUCAUCUCAGCAAGAAGGCUGAGAAAGAGAUUUAGACCCCUUAUGAACAUGUGGCUGGGAUAA
Messenger RNA from Brassica napus (rape), 3939 nucleotides. RefSeq lists its product as uncharacterized. The record is from RefSeq and is a predicted model, not a curated record. Lineage: Eukaryota; Viridiplantae; Streptophyta; Magnoliopsida; Brassicales; Brassicaceae. Gene Ontology annotation, molecular function: nucleic acid binding; catalytic activity; zinc ion binding. Bases 1 to 3939 code for a protein of 1312 amino acids. The transcript has 4 exons.